GUUCAAUGUCACUGGGUCAACUAUGUCAGUUCGGAAAAAGACUAUGUCAAAUCAUUCUGCGAACAGAAAACCAGAACUACUUUACAAACGUUCGUCGUCGUCGGAGGAAGAUUUCGACGGAGUCAGCCAAAUUUCUGCAAAAUCAUCACAGUACUCCGGGAUUUCGGGGACUCGCGAAAAAAGAAAAAACUGCGCACAAGGUCGACAACAAGAAAAAUCUUCAGAACACGGAGAAUGUUUAGCUGAAUACGAAAAGCAGAUUAUGCAAAAAAUCAUGACGGUGAAAGCGGAAGUAGAAAAUAUCGAGAAGGAAAUCACAUCGUUGGAGGUUGGGGAGUUGAAAACAGAGUUCCGGAAAUUGGAAGAAAUGCUGAUGCAGAAAACGCUAGUGUUGGACGAUAUCGACGUGAAGUCUAUAGAGACGUUGAGGGAAAUGAGGAAGAAAGCUAUAUUGUACGUACAGUCUUGCUUUCGUUUGAUGGAUACCAGGCUGAAAUCAGUGGAUAAAUAA
This is a messenger RNA of Acanthoscelides obtectus, 511 nucleotides long. The record is from the annotation of a GenBank genome assembly. Lineage: Eukaryota; Metazoa; Arthropoda; Insecta; Coleoptera; Chrysomelidae.